Molecule: messenger RNA, 808 nt
Organism: Brassica napus (rape)
Lineage: Eukaryota; Viridiplantae; Streptophyta; Magnoliopsida; Brassicales; Brassicaceae
Product: actin-depolymerizing factor
Exons: 3
Coding region: 156-566 (136 amino acids)
Biological process (GO): actin filament depolymerization
Cellular component (GO): cytoplasm; actin cytoskeleton
Molecular function (GO): actin filament binding
Source: RefSeq, a predicted model, not a curated record
CCCUCCCUUCACAAACCAAUUAAGCAUUAUCCUCUUCCUUAAUUCUCCUAACAAAUUACAUUCCCAUCUUCCUCUUUUCCAGAGGACAAUCAAUAUUCACACAGAACAAGAAGUUUCUCUUCCUCAAGCUUUACCAUAGAAACUAAACAAAAGCAAUGGCGAACGCGGCGUCAGGGAUGGCAGUGGAAGACAACUGCAAGCUGAAGUUUUUGGAGCUAAAGAAAAGAACCUAUCGUUUCAUAAUAUUCAGGAUAGACGGGCAGCAAGUGGUGGUGGAAAAGUUAGGAAACCCCCAAGAGACUUACGAUGAUUUCACCGCUUCCCUCCCUGCCGACGAGUGCCGCUAUGCGGUUUUCGAUUUCGAUUUUACCACCAAUGAAAAUUGCCAGAAGAGCAAAAUCUUCUUCAUAGCUUGGUCACCGGAUUCAUCUAGAGUGAGGAUGAAGAUGGUGUACGCAAGCUCUAAGGAUAGGUUCAAGAGAGAAUUGGAUGGCAUUCAGGUGGAGUUGCAAGCCACUGAUCCUAGCGAGAUGAGUUUCGAUAUUAUCAAAAGUCGAGCUCUCUAGAUCUUUUCGUUGUUUUUCAUCAUCUAAGAUAUCAUCUUUCGUAUUUCUGAUAUUCCAAAAAAGAAAAAAACUGAAACAUUUUUCAGUAUUAUGUAAUUUCCUUGGUUUAAGAACUGAAUUGUUCAUCGUCGUUUUCAUUCAUAUAUUCACUUGUCUUUGUAAAUAAUGUAAUACUCCUGUUUGGGAGAAGUUGAACCCAUGUUGAGCAUGUUUGUGUAACAUCUCAAAUACUAAAUUAUUCU